Messenger RNA from Carcharodon carcharias (great white shark), 2782 nucleotides. RefSeq names its product NFKB activating protein (gene nkap). Gene Ontology annotation, molecular function: chromatin binding. The record is from RefSeq and is a predicted model, not a curated record. Gene Ontology annotation, cellular component: nucleus. Gene Ontology annotation, biological process: regulation of gene expression. Bases 284 to 1474 code for a protein of 396 amino acids. Lineage: Eukaryota; Metazoa; Chordata; Chondrichthyes; Lamniformes; Lamnidae. The transcript is spliced from 10 exons.
CGUUGACCGUUGAGCUGUGACCUCUCCUAACUACUUCCUGUGUGAUUCUUAGUUGUUGUUGGCAUUUUGACGCAAGAGGAUAUUUUUCUUUUUCUUUCUAAAAGUUUUGAACGAUGUUACCGUAAGAUCAGAAGUCGCUUGUAGCGAAAAAGAAAUAGAAACCCCCUCCCCAAGGGAAUGCCGCAGUGACGGGGAUUAAAGUGUUUGUUAUUUUCGACAUUUGAAGCUGUUUAGAGUUGAUAUUAGAAAAUAAAUGAGCAACACUCUUUGAACCUGAUAAGCAAUGCCUCCAGUGCGCCGAUCAAGGAGUGGCAGUCCAGACUCGUCAGUCAGCCCUAAGAGAAGACGACGUAGCAGCAGCAAUGACAGCAGAACUCAGAGUCCUCCAGCAAAAUGUAACAAACAUCACUCAGGACACCGCAAAUCUCCAUCAAUCGACAAAAAGCUAAAAAGAUCCAGAUCUAAUUCGAGAGAAAGAUCCAGCACACAUAAGUAUCAAAAUGGUGUACACCACAGCCGUUCUAGGUCAAGAUCCAGAGAUCAAACUUCACGUUCACACCACGGACACUACAACAAGCUGCAUAUGGAACAUUAUGGAAAAGAGCAAGAAGACCUACUUCGACAGAGACACAAUGCUUUUAUUGCCAGGCGUCUAAAGGAAAGAGAGAGAAUUGGAGAACUUGGGGCACCUGAAGUGUGGGGGCUGUCUCCAAAGGUCCCAGAACCAGAUUCCGAUGAGCACACUCCAGUUGAGGGUGAGCAAGCCAAGAGCAGCAGUUCUGAUUCCAGUGCAGAAGAGGGGAAAAAGAGGAAAAAGAAAAAAAGGAAGAAGAAUAAAAAGAAGAAAUCAAAGAAGAAAAAGCAUAAGCAUUCAGAAGAAAGUGAAUCAGACUCUAACAGUGCAAGUGACUUAAGCGAUCGAGACAAAAAGAAAAAGAAGAGAAAGAAAUCCCACAAAAAGAAGAAACCUAAGAAAGCAAAAAAGAACAAGAAGGGGAUAUCUGAAUCUAGCAAUGGAGAGUCUGAGGAAGAAAAUGCAAAUAAUGAAGCUAUCUGGGUAGAAAAAACAUGUACAUAUGAUGGAGAGAUUGUGGUUGGACCUGAAGCUCCCAUGCAACAGUCUGCACAAGAUAAUGAUAAACCUUUGAAUUAUGGUCAUGCCCUGCUUCCUGGUGAAGGUGCUGCCAUGGCUGAGUAUGUGAAAGCUGGGAAGCGUAUACCACGAAGAGGUGAAAUCGGUUUGACGAGUGACCAGAUUGCUGCCUUUGAACAUUCUGGUUAUGUAAUGAGCGGUAGCAGACAUCGGCGUAUGGAGGCCGUGCGUCUCCGUAAAGAGAACCAGAUUUACAGUGCAGAUGAGAAGAGGGCUUUGGCUUCAUUUAACAAGGAGGAACGAUUAAAGAGGGAGAACAAAAUCCUGUCUGGCUUCAGGGAGAUGGUGCACAGAAAGACUAAAGGGAAAGAAGAAAAAUAGAGACUUGUUUUUUUUAAAUAGCCUCUGUAGUAUUGUGUUUUAAAAAAAAAUUGGUAAAAAGCACAGGAGGUCAGUCAGCAUCUGAAAACAAAGAAAUUGUUUCAGGUGGGUAAUUGUAACGUUAAUAUAUUUCCUUUCAGAAGCUAAAUGACCUGCUGUGUAUUCCUACUCAGUUCUGUUGUUUAUUUCCAUUUUCAGCAUUUAUAUUUUUUCUUUUUAAAAUCUUGGUGUAUAACUGAGCCUUGGAUGUUAUAAAUUCAUUUUGAUUUUGUUACAGUUGUUGGUUUGAAUUGAAUGUUAAUAUUGUACACUUAACCUUAAUUUUAUAUUGUCUUUCUAAAUUUUAUAAAAUAACUUCAGUUCAUUGCUAACUUGCUGUAAAAUUAUGAUAAAAUUGUUAAUAUCUUGUGUGACAAAUUACUUUUCAUUUGUAUUGCAUUCAAAUCGAUUGCUCAAAGGAAAGGAGAAAGUGCCCUGAUUCUAACGGUAAACGGAACGAACAUCUUAAAUGAUCUUCAAAGGGAUGUUGAAUAUAUUCCAUCCUGAUUGGUGAUGACGUAAACCUUGAUCUUGGAUCUCACCUCUAGUUACACAGGUGAUAAGGUUAACCUUGGGAGUUGCCGAAAGCUAGCAGAAAAGCAGACAAGCUCAGGAUCUGAGGAUUCACGUUACUAUGCUUUGACCUAACUGGUUAAGCUUUUGAUAUAAGGAGAUGGUGUUUAGUGUUUGGAAAAUAGAAGAGAGUUCCUCAGUGCUCCCAUCAAUCUGGUUAAUGAUCUAAACCUCGGAUAACAUUCACACAUGGCUUCCCAAAUUUUGAGCUAAAAGAUUUUGUGAUGGCAGUAAUGGUGAAACUGUCAGCAAGCGCCAUCAUUAAUCCACUGAAAUUGGCAAAAAGUUUGGGAGUUUGCACAUGCGCAGGAAUCCCGAAGUUGCUGUCAGUCUACACACCUCCAGAAGGUGUGUUGUUGAGGUCCUCUCUAGAGUACAAUCCCUAAAAAAAAAAAAUCAGUGAAUUAAUGAAAACUGUGUAGCUGUAAAAACCCUGAAAACAUUACACCUUGUUGAAUGAGAUAUGCCUGGGUUUUAAGUGGCGUACUAACUUCAUAAUUUCUGCUGAGCACCCUCACAGAACCUGAAAAGCUAAUUUUGUAUUUGUGGAAUGUCAAAUUUCUCCACUGUAGCAAAAUUCCACAUUUUUAAAACUACUUAAAUUUUGUUUAGCUUCUAUCUUAAUAUAAAUAUAAAAUAAGCAUUUAUUUUGCUAUCUGACAAUUUAAAAGUGAAAAAUAAAAUGCUUUUAAAGUA